This is a messenger RNA of Thrips palmi, 769 nucleotides long. RefSeq lists its product as uncharacterized. The transcript is spliced from 3 exons. The record is from RefSeq and is a predicted model, not a curated record. The coding region runs from base 142 to 444 and encodes 100 amino acids. Lineage: Eukaryota; Metazoa; Arthropoda; Insecta; Thysanoptera; Thripidae.
UGAUGGCAAGGCGCAGCAUGACCAUCACCAGCAUAUAUACGGUGGUAACAGCCGACCGGAGGCAUACAGGACUUUUUGGACAUCAGGGCAACACCUCAGCAGCACCGAGUUCUCCGCAUUUGGAAAAACAGUGUGGCCACCAUGUACAGCUUCACCCCCCUCGUCCUGCUGGUGCUGACCUUGGCCGUGAUGUUGUUCUGCCUGGUCCCCCCGUCCCUCGCCUCGUCCGUCGUCCUGCCCGGCCACGCCAUCGAGCCAACAAUAGAUCAGCGCGGAGAGACGCUUCUGGCGCCCGAGCCUUCGUUUGAAGCCGGUCGCUCGAUCCGUGUCGCUAGGGGACUGGGCAAGCGGCUGAAGAAGAUUGGCAAAAAGAUUGACCAUGGUGUCAGGCAUGUUAAAGUUGGAGAAAUCGGCUUUGGAAUGCCCAAGGGGAAGAACAACUAGUUUUAUUGAAUUACUGUGAACCACACACACUCACACACACACACACACACACACACACACACACACGCAAAAGUCCCGCAAUUUUGUUAUGCGUAUCUUGGAUCACGAUUUCUUCAGGUACCUUUUCGUUGUAUCCCAAAAAAGGACGAAAUUGGCAUGAGAGGCACUCGUGAUCCAUUUCAAUUCACGUCUGGGACGAAAAUCCAUCUCGAGCUACGCGUGACCACUUUGCGUGGCGGUUCCAUUUUCCUCGGGACGCAGUUGGCCUGCGGAUGUAUGUUUGCUAUUUACUAUUUAUACUAUUUAUUAAACUAUUAUUUGGUUA